Molecule: messenger RNA, 2113 nt
Organism: Fundulus heteroclitus (mummichog)
Lineage: Eukaryota; Metazoa; Chordata; Actinopteri; Cyprinodontiformes; Fundulidae
Product: cytochrome P450 2G1
Exons: 9
Coding region: 398-1870 (490 amino acids)
Biological process (GO): xenobiotic metabolic process
Cellular component (GO): intracellular membrane-bounded organelle; cytoplasm
Molecular function (GO): oxidoreductase activity, acting on paired donors, with incorporation or reduction of molecular oxygen, reduced flavin or flavoprotein as one donor, and incorporation of one atom of oxygen; iron ion binding; heme binding
Source: RefSeq, a predicted model, not a curated record
UUUUAUUAACUAGUCUUAUUUGGAUAGAAAUGAACUUUCCGUAAGUUUGAGCUGGCCUCAAACCCCAACACAUUUAGCUUUGAACUUUUGGAUUAUUUAUUAGUUGGAAAUGUAACAAAAAUCUCUCCAAAUUUAAUAAUUUGUGACGGAGAACUGUAUGUUUUUUCUGGUUUUGUAAGCUGUUCUUUUGUUUUGGUAAGCUGGUUCUUUGAGCAUGUUUCUUCCUGCAAACUUCCUGAAGUUUUUCACUGGUAAACAGGUUAAGGUCCAGUCUGUCAGAUCACAUGGGCGUCACCGCGCCCAGCUCCUUCACACAUAAAUAAAUCCUCCACAGGGAGCCAGACAGCGCAGAGAUUGCUGCAGAACAGAGAGAAGCCUGCCAGCUGUGGAGAGCAUUAUGGAGUUUUAUACUACGCUGCUCCUGGCAGCCCUGAUAGGUCUGGUUUGGUUCUUCUCUGUUAAAAGCCACCAGAAGUACCGUCUGCCACCAGGACCCAAUCCCUUUCCUCUCAUAGGAAACCUGCCUCAAAUAGACAAGAAUGCGCCUUUUAAAAGUUUCCUAGAGUUCAGUAAGCUCUAUGGUCCUGUGAUGACCUUAUACCUGAGCUGGCAGCGGGUCGUUGUUCUGGUUGGAUACGAUGCCGUGAAGGAAGCCUUGGUGGACCAAGCAGAUGACUUCACAGGCAGAGCUCCUGUGCCAUUUUUUCACAAAGUCACUAAUGGAUUCGGUCUCGGGAUCAGUAACGGGGAGCGCUGGCGUCAGCUGCGCCGCUUCAGUCUGACCACGUUACGGGAUUUUGGGAUGGGCCGUAAAGGGAUGGAGGAGUGGAUCCAGGAGGAGAGCAGACAUCUCAGGGCUAGCAUACACAAAUUCAAAGGCGAACCUUUUGACCCGUCCAUCCUUCUGAGCCGCACCGUGUCCAACAUAAUCUGCUGCCUGGUGUUUGGCCAGCGCUUCAGCUACGAAGACAAGCAGUUUGUGAACCUUCUCAGCCUCAUUUCUAAGAUGAUCAGGUUCAAUAGCAGCCCCAUGGGCAUGAUGUACAACAUCUUCCCCUGGGCCAUGGAGCGGCUUCCUGGCCAGCACCACACUGUCUUCGGCAGGGUUGAUGAAAUCAAAAACUUUGUCAAGAUCAAGAUCCAAGAGCACAAAGAGACGCUGGAUCCCAACUCACCGAGAGAUUAUAUUGACUGCUUCCUCAUCCGAGCUCAUCAGGAAAAAGAUAAUCCCUCCACUGAGUUCCACUAUGAUAACCUGUUUGCUACGGUGAUGAAUUUGUUUCUGGCAGGAACAGAAACCACCAGCUCCACCAUCAGAUAUGCUCUCAACGUGCUGAUCAAACACCAGAACAUACAGGAAAAAAUGCAGGAGGAGAUUGACACUGUGAUUGGAAGAGAGCGAUGUCCACGCAUGGAGGAACGGAAAUCCCUCCCGUUCUCAGACGCCGUCAUUCAUGAGGUCCAGCGUUUUCUGGACCUCGUCCCCUUCAGUAUCCCUCACUACGCUCUGGAGGACAUCUCCUUUAGGGGUUACACCAUCCCUAAGGGAGCAGUGAUCAUACCCUUGCUGCACUCGGUUCUUAAAGAUGACAAGCAAUGGUCGGCUCCCUCUUCCUUCAACCCUCAGCACUUUCUAGACCAGAAUGGCAACUUUAAGAAAAACCCAGCAUUCCUUCCUUUUUCUGCAGGGAAAAGAGCCUGUGUCGGCGAGUCUCUGGCUCGUAUGGAGCUCUUUAUCUUCUUAGUGGCGCUCCUGCAGGACUUCACCUUUUCUUGUCCCGACGGUCCCGACAGUAUUAACCUCAUUCCAGAGUACAGCAGCUUUGCCAACGUGCCUCGUUGUUACAAUGUUAUUGCAACACCUCGGUGAAACGAUAUAGCCGCAAUUUAUUUUUUCCAAGGAUCUAUUUUAGCUUGAUUUUUUUAUUCCACUAUCAUGCCUUAGUCCUGUUUGUUAACUAGUUGAUCCGACGUUACAAGAUUAUCAUAUUGAUAAAACAACAUUAAUUCCUAUGCAGUUCUGAGUCCUGUCUGCUCAUAUAUAUUGUCCUUUCUGUAAAUAUCAAUGCUCUUUUGUAAUACAAUUGCUAAAAUAAAUACCAAAAUGAAUGAA